UAGCCACCUACGUCAUUGAAUACACAGCAUAUAAACAAUUCAGAAAAUGUAGUGCGCCACUGCAUACCCGUGAAUCAGUUGAGUUGACAAAUCGGUUACGAUGGCUGCUAUGCUGAGUUUGUGUCUUUGCGCCUGCGCAGUCUUGGUGUCAGGUUAUGAAGACAUAGCACAGGCACAACUAACCGAUAACAUCGAAGCAGGUAUCAACAACAGAUAUCGAAGAACUCCCUAUGUCCAGCCAGUAAAGCCAAUAGCUGAACCUAAACCCGAGGUUGAACCUCUCCCUGAACCUCUACCCGAACCAGUAGAUCCUCUGUUUGGCCAGAAGGGACAUGUUAUUCCUGGCAAAGGAAUACACGGCGGGUUUGUCAAUAAGGGUCUUGGUAUUCCCGGAAAGGGGAUACAGGUACCGGGAAUUGGAAUGGGUGGCGGUUUUAACAAUAUGGGACCGAGUAUUGGAACAGGUGGCGGUUUUGGCAACAAGGGUCCAGGUAUUCCUCCAGUUGGAAUUGACGGCGGUUUUGGUAAUAGAGGACCGGCUAUUCCUGGUAAUGUAAUUGGCACUGGAUUUGGUAAUAGGGGACAGGUUAUUCCUGGAAGCGGUAUUGGUACUGGGUUUGGUAACAGGGGACAGGUUAUUCCAGGAAGCGGUAUGGGCACCGGGUUUGGUAAUAGGGGACAGGGGCAAAUUAAUCCUGGAAGCGGUAUGGGCACCGGGUUUGGUAAUAGGGGACAGGUUAUUCCAGGAAGUGGUAUGGGCACUGGGUUUGGUAACAGGGGACAGGCAAUUAAUCCAGGAAGAGGUAUGGGCACCGGAUUUGGUAAUAGGGGACAGGUUAUUCCUGGAAGCGGUAUGGGCACUGGGUUUGGUAAUAGGGGACAGGGGCAAAUUAAUCCUGGAAGAGGUAGUGGCACCGGAUUUGGUAAUAGGGGACAGGUUAUUCCUGGAAGCGGUAUGGGCACCGGAUUUGGUAAUAGGGGACAGGUUAUUCCUGGAAGCGGUAUGGGCACUGGGUUUGGUAAUAGGGGACAGGCAAUUCCUGGAACUGGUAUGGGCACUGGGUUUGGUAACAGGGGACAGGGGCAAAUUAAUCCUGGAAGAGGUAGUGGCACCGGAUUUGGUAAUAGGGGACAGGGUCAGUCUGGAAGAGGUAUGGGCACCGCAUUUGGUAAUAGCGGACAGGGUCAGUCUGGAAGAGGUAUUGGCACCGGAUUUGGUAAUAGGGGACAGGGUCAGUCUGGAAGAGGUAUGGGCACCGGAUUUGGUAAUAGGGGACAGGGUCAGUCUGGAAGAGGUAUGGGCACCGGAUUUGGUAAUAGGGGACAGGGUCAGUCUGGAAGAGGUAUUGGCACUGGAUUUGGUAAUAGGGGACAGGGUCAGUCUGGAAGAGGUAUUGGCACCGGAUCUGGUAAUAGGGGACAGGGUCAGUCUGGAAGAGGUAUGGGCACCGGAUUUGGUAAUAGGGGACAGGGUCAGUCUGGAAGAGGUAUUGGCACUGGAUCUGGUAAUAGGGGACAGGGUCAGUCUGGAAGAGGUACUGGCACUGGAUCUCGUACCACAAGACAAGGUACCUCUAGAGCCGGACUAGGGCCAGCAUUUAGCAGCGGAAUUACGGAGUUGCUAGCCAGUCGACUGACAAGUCAAAACAGAAGAAACAGGCAAAUGCGGCAACAAAAUGGACAAUUUAACAGACGGAACAUAGGCUGAUAAUCAGGGACAUGCAGUUCAAAGUAGAUCGGUCGGAUAACGCACAAUGACGGACAAUUGCACAUGCGUGAUAUGGAUUUGAUCUUAAAACGUGACAUGGCGCGUACAAAUCGAUAUUUCCUGAUUGCGGAUUUGUCUUGUGUUUCGUUUGCCUUUGUCCAUGUUUAUUUAAUUUCCAUUAAAUAUGAUCUUACAAAUUCACAUGACGCUUGUCCCGAAUGUCCAGAUAGCGUACGUGUUUUGGUUAUGGUCGUUUGUCUGUUUAUUUAAGUUCCAUAAAUUUGCUGGUGCCGAAUGUCAGAUA
Messenger RNA from Gigantopelta aegis, 2012 nucleotides. Its product is annotated as glycine-rich cell wall structural protein-like. The transcript has 5 exons. Bases 101 to 1708 code for a protein of 535 amino acids. NCBI's taxonomy places the organism in Eukaryota, Metazoa, Mollusca, Gastropoda, Neomphalida, Peltospiridae. The record is from RefSeq and is a predicted model, not a curated record.